Toxorhynchites rutilus septentrionalis is the source of this 1587-nucleotide messenger RNA. RefSeq names its product chitobiosyldiphosphodolichol beta-mannosyltransferase (gene Alg1). The coding region runs from base 64 to 1401 and encodes 445 amino acids. Lineage: Eukaryota; Metazoa; Arthropoda; Insecta; Diptera; Culicidae. Gene Ontology annotation, cellular component: endoplasmic reticulum. Gene Ontology annotation, molecular function: mannosyltransferase activity. The transcript has 3 exons. The record is from RefSeq and is a predicted model, not a curated record.
ACAUGUCAUUUUUAGGAUAGAUUUGUGUUUGAAUUUCGGUAUUUUGCCCCAAAUGCUUCCACGAUGAAGAAUCCGAACCGGAAAAUCGAGAACGCUUGCGUUAUCGUUCUUGGAGAUAUUGGCAGAAGUCCUCGAAUGCAGUACCACGUAAAAAGCCUCUCGGAAACGCGAUUUUUUGUUGACGUCAUUGGUUACGUGGAAUCCAAACCGCUAGAUGAAUUGACUUGCAAUCCGAAUGUGAGAAUUCAUCCCUUGUAUCUGUUUCCAGAGUUUAAUUUGCCGAGAUUGUUGAAAUAUAUAUUCAAAACAAUAUGGCAAGCACUAUCCUUGAUAAUCGCGCUUAUGAGCAUCAAAAAGCCCCAGUUUAUAUUGUGUCAGAACCCACCGGCUAUACCGACCUUAAUAGUGUGCUACAUGUAUUGUUUCUUGUUUCGUUCAACAAUGAUCGUUGACUGGCAUAAUUAUACACAUACGAUUCUGGCCAUUAAUACCGCUCCAGGACAUCCCAUUGUUAAAAUCACCAAAUCAAUCGAAUCUUAUUUUGGGCGUAAAGCAGCGGAUAAUUUUUGCGUAACGAAGGCAAUGCAGAGGGAUCUUCUGAACAAUUGGAAUAUCCGUGCAAAUGUUUUAUAUGAUCGACCACCCACGCAAUUCCAUCCAAUAACUAUUGCACAAAAACAUGAAUUGUUCUUGAAACUUUCUUCGACAAUUAAAGAAUUCAGCGGCGAUGAUUCAAAUGGUCAUCUAGAAGAUGAUACACAGGAAAUCACAGCGUUCACUGCUAAAACAACAAGCGGUGAAAUAAAAUACAUCCCAGAUCGACCAGCGUUGGUGUUAUCUAGUACAAGCUGGACCGAGGAUGAGGAUUUCGAAAUUCUAAUACACGCACUAGAUCUUUACGAACAGGAAGCGGUCAACGACGCAAAACACUAUCCAAAGCUGAUCUGCGUGAUAACGGGAAAGGGUCCGUUGAAGGAACAUUAUGGACGUAUCAUUGAACUGAAAUCAUGGACCAAAGUGAAGGUUAUUACACCCUGGUUGGAGAACACAGAUUAUCCCAAAAUACUGGCUGCUGGCGAUCUCGGAGUGUGCCUUCAUUACAGUUCAAGUGGUUUGGAUCUUCCUAUGAAGGUAGUCGAUAUGUUUGGAUGUGGUUUGCCUGUGUGCGCUAUGGAUUUCAAUUGCAUCAACGAACUUGUUCAGCAUGGCCAAAAUGGAUAUGUUUUUAAAACACACAAGGAAUUGAGUGAGCUGCUAUGCAGUUGGAUGUAUCGAUUUCCGUCUAAUCCAGCGUUGAUCAAUCAAAAAGGAAUAAUCGAACGAAAUCUCAAAGAAUUUCAACAAUUGCGUUGGUCGGAGAACUGGAAGAAAGAAGUUGAACCUGUUUUGGAACGAUUAUGAAAUUUAAUAUAAAAAGUUCAUAUUAGAUAAAAAAAAAUGUUGCCUAAACUUUUGAUUAUUUUGAAUUGUUAUUUAUAGAAAAAAUUGUAAUCAAUCUUUAAUGCUUGCGGAAUAAGAUAAAUAUUAUCAUGAACAGUAUGAAUUCGGAUAGACCAUAAUAUUUUUAUUAAAGUGCAAUGAAAUACA